UGUAUGUUGCGCUGUCUUUCUCUCGCGUCAUCUUUCGUUUUCUUUCUGUCUUUCUCCUCAAACACACACACACACACACAGCGGCUCUAAAACUUUCUACACAACCAAAUUACCAUUCAACAAAAAUUUGCAAUUCCUUUCAAAAACUCAGAUUUCCUCAUUUUUGGCUUCUCUCCUUCCUUCGCUCUCUCUGCUCCCAAUAUUCUCUCUCUCUGUCAUAACAAUAAUACAUUGAAAGAAAGCAAAGCUUCUCUCUGUCUCUCUCUGUCUAUCUCUCAGAUCCAUUGAUUGGAUCAGAAACAUCAGUGCAUGAAGAAUAUUUGAAGCGAGAUUCAUUUCAAGUUGACUGUGCAACUUACGCUGCUACCAUAGAGUAUUGAUUUAUUUGAACAACAGCUACAAUGAAGAAGGUCUUUGAUCAAACCGUUAGGGAUCUUAAAAGAGAGGUGAAUAAGAAAGUGCUUAAAGUCCCUGGAAUUGAACAGAAGGUUCUUGAUUCUACUAGCAAUGAGCCCUGGGGUCCUCAUGGAUCACUUCUUGCAGAUAUUGCAAUGGCAACCAGAAACUAUCACGAAUACCAGAUGAUCAUGGCAGUAAUCUGGAAACGGAUUAAUGAUACUGGCAAGAACUGGCGGCAUGUCUAUAAGGCUUUGACUGUUUUGGAGUACCUAGUAGGCCAUGGGUCCGAGCGUGUCAUAGAUGAGAUCAGGGAACAUGCAUAUCAAAUACAAACGUUGUCCGAUUUUCAGUAUAUUGAUUCCAGUGGAAGGGACCAGGGAAGCAAUGUCAGGAAGAAAUCUCAGAGUCUUGUGGUCCUAGUGAAUGAUAAAGAAAGGAUAAUUGAAGUUAGACAGAAGGCAGCUGCUAAUAGGGAUAAGUUCCGUACCGCCUCAUCAACUGGUGGAAUGUAUAGGCCCGGUUCCUAUGGUGACAGAUAUGAGGAUGAUCGUUAUGAAGGCCGCUAUGGAAGCAGGGAUGAAGAUAGGAAUGGUUAUGGUUAUGGGAAAGAAAGAGAAAUGGGCUACAGGGAUGAUGACCGGUAUGGCAGAUAUGGGGACUCAAAUAGUCGUGAUGGAGAUCGUUAUGGAAGAGAUUAUGAUGAACGCAGUAGCAGAGAUGGUUACAGGGAUGAUGAUUACCGUGGAAGAAGUCGAAGUGUUGAUGAUUACCAAUAUGGCUCAAGAAGUAGGAGCUCUGACAGAGACAAAGACCGUGCUUUUGAUGAUGAUGGUCAAUAUUCUUCUCGAGGCAGUGGUGCCAGAGCUGAUGACCAAUCUCAGGAGGGAAGGAAGCUCGAUCGGAAAUUUUCUGAACAGAAUAUUGGUGCUCCUCCAAGUUAUGAAGAAGCUGUGAGUGAGUCCCGAAGCCCUGUUCACAGUGAAAGGGGUGGAGAAACUCCAGUGGCAUCUGCUCCCAGAGAUUCUUCACCAGUAAGCAAUAUUCCAAGCCAAGCAACCACUGCUCCUGGUGCUUCAGCAUCUCCACAAAACCAGGAAGUUGAGGCUUUCGAUGAAUUUGACCCUCGAGGUUCAAUUUCAGCUGCUCCAGCUACCUCAAACAAUGCUGAGAUGGACUUACUUGGCUCUCUGUCAGAUUCAUUAGCCAUUGUGCCAACUACAUCUGUUACCACAGCCUCUGAGGCUGAUAUUCACACAAACUCUGCUCCAUCUUCCACUUUUGUGGCGGCACCAUCAGUUGCUAAUGUUGUAAAUCAGCCUUUUGAAGAUCCAUUUGGCGACUCUCCUUUCAAAGCUAUUCCUUCCACUGAUGGUGUCUCGUCUCAACAGCAGACUUCUGCUUCCUUCCAACCUACCAUGAACCAGAGUGCUGAACCGCUCCAACCUGGUGUGCCAAAGGCUGAUACGGUCUCAAAUUUUGACUUUGGGGACACAUUUGGGGGGCUUACUUACUCUGGGCCCAGCGUCCCCACUAUUCAACAUCAAACAAACCCACAGUAUUUGCCUCAGGAGCUGUCAAGUCCACAGGAGAACACUGAUAUUCUGGCAGACAUCCUCCCACCUUCUGGACCUUCACCUGCAUUCACUUCACAGCCAGCUCCUUCACCUGCUUUUACUUCACAGCCAGCUCUUUCACCUGCUUUUACUUCACAGCCAGCUCCUUCACCUGCUUUUACUUCACAGCCAGCCUUUUCAGCUCCAGCUGGUCAACCUGCACAGCCAACUGCAAAUGUUUAUGGCAGUUUUCAUCCACAGCAAGGACCUAUGGCUCCUCAGGUUCAAGCUGGACCUACUGCACAGCUCAACAGUGGAAGCUUCCUCCCACAGGGAGGAUCUACAGCUCCCAUCACUUCACACAUGCCUUUUCAAACUCCAGCUGGACCAACUCCACAGCUUAAUGGUGGAAACUUUUAUCCUCAACAGGGAGGAUCUGCACCUCCCAUCACUUCACAUAUGGCUUCUCAAGCACCAACUGGACCUGCUGCACAGUUCAACGGCGGGAACUUCCUUGCACUACAGGGUUCUGCAGCUCCACAAGCUACACAUGCCACUUAUCAAACUACCACCGGACCCGCUGUACAACAAAAUAAUGAUUUCCUUGGUAAUAUGCUUCCUCAAUUGGGACCAAACAACCACAUGAAUUUACAGCAAAAUCUUCCAUCUUCAUCAGGAUCACUUUCAACAGUUCCUCAACCAUCCAAGGACAAGUUUGAGACCAAGUCAACUGUUUGGACUGAUACACUAAGCAGAGGGCUAGUCAAUUUAAAUAUAUCCGGACCUAAAAUAAAUCCAUUGGCGGAUAUUGGAAUUGAUUUUGAUGCCAUUAAUCGGAAGGAGAAGAGGAUGGAAAAACCUGCUGCAACUCCUGUAACAUCUACGAUCAACAUGGGUAAAGCUAUGGGAUCUGGUUCUGGGAUAGGUCGUGCUGGUGCAAGUGCUCUCAGAGCUCCACCAACCCCUAUGAUGGGUUCUGGUAUGGGUGUGGGCAUGGGUAUGGGUAUGAAUAUGGGUAUGGGUGGUGGGCCUGGUUCAGGCAUGGGCAUGGGGGCUUACGGAGGCAUGAAUCAACAACCCAUGGGUAUGAGAAUGGGGAUGAACAUGGGCAUGAAUAUGAAUAUGGGUAUGGGGCAAGGAGUCCAUAUGCAAGCACCAACUGGAUUACCUCCUGGAUCAAACAUGUCUGGUGGUUACAACCCCAUGAUGGGCACAGGUGGUUAUGUGCCUCAGCAGCCUUAUGGUGGCGGUUAUCGAUGAGAUUGAGCCAAUUCCCUCAAUUGGAGAGUUGGAAAAGUGAUUAAUACUCUGUUUUGUUUUGAGGUGAAAGAGAUUGACAUAGCAAAGCCAGUGUUAUUAUUAAACCCCUCAACAAUGCACUCCGGUCCAAUGUUUGGUACACAGUGCUGUAUUUUAUAUCAAUAGUUGUAAUAUUCUGGAAAAUGGCCGAUGCGAUGUAUGUUUAUUCAUUCUCCUUUUCUUGUCUUAUCCCAUCAUUCCUUUUGGGUCAGGAGAGUUGUGUAGGAUUGCUGGUUUCAGCUGUUGUGAUAUUGUUCAUUGGUGAGGAUGACCUUUCUCAGGUUAUCACUUCUUUGAUCUUUUCUUUCCUUUUCCCCCCAUAUAUAUAUAUAUAUAUACAUAUAUUUUUUGACA
This is a messenger RNA of Quercus lobata, 3605 nucleotides long. RefSeq names its product clathrin interactor EPSIN 2-like. The coding region runs from base 402 to 3212 and encodes 936 amino acids. Gene Ontology annotation, molecular function: phospholipid binding; clathrin binding. The record is from RefSeq and is a predicted model, not a curated record. Lineage: Eukaryota; Viridiplantae; Streptophyta; Magnoliopsida; Fagales; Fagaceae. Gene Ontology annotation, biological process: endocytosis. Gene Ontology annotation, cellular component: clathrin vesicle coat; endosome; plasma membrane. The transcript is spliced from 14 exons.